AGGCGGCAAUGUUGUUCUCUUCUGUGCUGUCGCUCGUUGAUGACGUCGCUUCAGCGCGACUAAAACGUAUAUCGUACAACAGCGGCCUGUGACUACACUUGAGUGCUGUAAUUUUUGUCUUUGGUGGAGGAUUUGAUCGUAUAGUCCGUCACCAUCAUGAAACUAGUCAGGUUUUUGAUGAAGCUCAGCCACGAGACGGUUACUAUUGAACUGAAGAAUGGCACCCAGGUACAUGGCACCAUCACAGGUGUUGAUGUAAGUAUGAACACCCACCUGAAGGCGGUGAAAAUGACCCUGAAAAACAGGGAGCCGACUCAGCUGGAGUCACUGAGUAUCCGUGGCAACAAUAUUCGCUACUUUAUCCUGCCUGACAGUCUCCCACUGGACACCUUACUGGUUGACAUAGAGCCAAAGAUCAAGUCCAAGAAGAGGGAAGCAGUGGCUGGACGGGGACGAGGCAGAGGACGGGGACGAGGCAGGGGAAGGGGACGAGGCCGGGGUGGCCCACGGAGAUGAUCACCAGGUCAUACUAGUCAUAUUGGUUCGUGAUUUUCACCACCCCACUGUUUGUACAGGUCUUUUCUUUUCUUUUUUUUUUUUCCUUCCUUUUCCGAAAGUAAAUGUCUGAAUUUCGGUGUCUUUUUUUCUAUUUUGUACAUUAAAAUUCUCCUUAUGAAGAGGA
This is a messenger RNA of Monopterus albus (swamp eel), 682 nucleotides long. It is a transcript of the gene snrpd1, whose product is annotated as small nuclear ribonucleoprotein D1 polypeptide. The coding region runs from base 157 to 516 and encodes 119 amino acids. Lineage: Eukaryota; Metazoa; Chordata; Actinopteri; Synbranchiformes; Synbranchidae. Gene Ontology annotation, molecular function: RNA binding. Gene Ontology annotation, biological process: spliceosomal snRNP assembly; RNA processing. The transcript is spliced from 4 exons. The record is from RefSeq and is a predicted model, not a curated record.